This is a messenger RNA of Naegleria lovaniensis, 663 nucleotides long. RefSeq lists its product as uncharacterized. Lineage: Eukaryota; Heterolobosea; Eutetramitea; Acrasida; Naegleriidae. The coding region runs from base 1 to 663 and encodes 220 amino acids. The record is from RefSeq and is a predicted model, not a curated record. The transcript has a single exon.
AUGGCUAAAACCUCAAACAACCGUAACAACAAGAACAACAAAACAGCAAGAAGAAAGAAACCAACAAUCAAUGUUCGUGCACCACAAUGGUUCGCUUAUGAUGGCAGUAAUUCUUCUUCAUACAGAGAUGUUUAUCGUAUCAUGCCUCAAGCAAAUCCAGUUGGAAGAGAGCGUAUUAGAAUGGCUGCUUGUUUGGCAAUGUUUGCUCAUUCAGCCUCAUUCUAUCUUCGUCAUGCUCUCGACCCCUUUUACAGCAAGAGAUAUCAACGUGGAAUCAAAAUCGGUUGUCUGGAUCCUGAGUAUUUCGUUAGAUAUUUCGGUAAUUCUUCAGCAAGAUACGUCACCAAGCAUCAAGUUUUGCAUUUUGAAAAUCACACUCGUAGAAUUGAAUGCAUUGGUUUUGCCUUCGAUAAUUUUGAAGAUAUGCCUGGAUUGAAUUGUGGAAAAAGUUAUGCUUUAAGAGGAUUUCUUGUUCAGCAUCCAGUUUGGAUUUUCGAUCAUAAUAUUAAUCAAUAUGUGAGAAAGGAUUUUGAAUAUCUAUAUCGAAUGUUUUUCACAAAACUCGUCUUCUAUUGCAAUACUGAAUCAUGGAUGGUUACUGUUGAUUUUGAUUGGACAAUUGAAAGAUAUAACGAAAUGAAUGGUACAUGGGAUUUGGUUUAA